Messenger RNA from Microthlaspi erraticum, 672 nucleotides. The record is from the annotation of a GenBank genome assembly. Lineage: Eukaryota; Viridiplantae; Streptophyta; Magnoliopsida; Brassicales; Brassicaceae.
AUGGAGGGAGCCAUGGCCGAUGAAAGUAGAGAAGAAGCCAUGGAAAGUCGAGAAGAAGCCAUGGCCGAUGAAAGUCGAGAAGAAGCCAUGGAGGAAGAAGAUGGCAGAGAUAAAUCGCAGGAAAAGGAAGUUGAUGAUGUCUCUGGCAAAGAGAAAGAAAGCGAGCCCGAAAAGGAGAAAGAAGGAGGUGAAAGUCUCGACAGUGUGGUCGCUUCUCCUGAAGGCAAUGUGGAGAAAGAAGGAGGUGAAAGUCUCGGCAGUGUGGUCGCUUCUCCUAAACGACCAAUUUCUCAUCGCCCUAAGCUGAAAGUCCAUCUAAAACGGGAUCGAGAUGGAAUGAACGAGAAGCGGGACGAGGGUAAAAGGCAGAAGCGGGAGAAGCUCUUGGAGGAGGCUAACCAGCCGAGGGUGUCUACAAGGGUAGCUGGGAAGAUAGAGAAGAAGGCAGCAGAAAAGGUAGAGAAGGAAAGGAAGAAUGCAGAAGAAAAGCUAGAGAAGGAAAGGAAGAAGGCAGAAGAAAAGGCUGAGAAAGAAAGGAAGAAGGCAGAAGAAAAGGCUGAGAAAGAAAGGAAGAAGGCAGAAGUGAAGGCUGAGAAAGAAAAGAAGAAGGCUGAGAUGGAAAAGAAGAAGGCGAAAAAGGGAGAGGUUUCGAGAGAGGAUGAGAAGAACUAA